This is a messenger RNA of Dentiscutata heterogama, 2340 nucleotides long. The record is from the annotation of a GenBank genome assembly. NCBI's taxonomy places the organism in Eukaryota, Fungi, Glomeromycota, Glomeromycetes, Diversisporales, Gigasporaceae.
CGUCACGUACUUAUGAUAAAGCAGAUUAUUUUCCUUUAGAUAAAGUUUGUUCUUAUGAUGACGGCACAUUGUUAAUUGGCACUCUUAAUAAAUCUGCUCUUGUUAAAUACUACUCAGAUAUACAUAUUCUUUUUACAAAUGGGUCAAUUGCUAAUGUUAGUCUUUCUAGCGUCAAACAUCAAGAAAACUGGACAGUUUUUCAAUAUAAUGUCUUAGAGCCGAAUUUUAUAUUUCUUUUGUACCAACAAUCGAACGGUGUUCAGACUAAUUUAAGUUGGACGAUAAUUGACUGGUUUGGAAAUGUUUUGUUAGAUAACGUAUUUAUAGGACAAAUUGAUGAAAAUAACAUAGAUAUUAUAUCAAAUAUAAGACCAGAAAUGGGAUUUUUGGUGGCACAAACUAAUUAUACUUUUUUAAAAUGGACCAAAUAUAGUUCUCCAUUGAAUGGCAACAUUUCAAUUAUUUCGGAAGGAUACAUUCCCUUUCCCCAAGGUGCUCGGGCUUAUACUUAUACUUAUCUUGCAAGUUUUUUUACACUCAUACCAUUUCAAAGAGUGGAUGGUGGUUAUGGUGUGGUAUAUUGCUUGGUUAAAAGUAACAACAUGUCAAGUCAAAGUGAUCAAACUAAUGUUAAUUCCGCCGUUUUGGUGCAUGUGGCAUUUAUCCCAAAUACUAAUGAUAGUGAAGUAAUUACUCCAUUUCAAAUAUACGAAACAAGAAAUACUUCUAAUGUGGUAAUGUUAGGUUCAUGCCAAUCAAGUCAUGACUCUAAAGGAAACGAUUGCUUAAUCUAUGAAGUAACUGGAAAUGGUAAUGGAUCUCUUCCAACUCCGGGGACAACAAUGGUGUCAUUUCCAUCAUCUGGAUCAGUGACGAAUGAUACACAAAUAUCACUACCCCACACGACUCCAAAUCAAUCGAUUGUUUUUUAUAAUUACUUUCCUUUGUAUUAUGGUGGUUUCCUUGUCGUUAAAUUUUAUCUCGCCUCUAAUGAUACAGUUGGAAUAUCAGGUUACUUGAGCGAUGAUCAACUAUCUACGUUAGAUUUGUGGAAAAUGCCUGACCCUAUAACGAUAAAUAUUAUGGAUGUUUAUGAACGAUUUUCUCUCGGACUCUUGCAAAAUAAUACAUUUUGGAUAGCUGUACAAGGCUUAAAUUGGUCAAUUUUUAGUUUAGAUAUGCCACACUAUUACAAUGAUUCCAUAUUUCAAAACGUUUUGAUCAUAUCAUCUUUUCCGGAAAAUAAUCAGACAUUAGGCCUUCGUUUCACUGAUUCUCUCAAUAUUACUUAUAGGAAUCCUAUCUCUAAAUCAUUAGGAAACAUUUCAAUUUAUCAAUUAUAUGAUAAUGAUACCAAAUUAAGGCAAACUUAUUAUGGAUCGUAUUGUUCAGUUCUUAAUAAUAAAGUAACAAUAAGCUGUGAAAUUUUAUCAAGCACUUUCAACGUUCCCAAUACUUCCUACUUGAUAUCUAUAGAUAAUGGAUUUGUUAAAGAUUUUGGUUCACAAGAACAAAUACGUGGUAUUUCGAAUGGUUCAUGGAUAAUUAAAACUGAACCUAAAAAACUUCCAAAUAUGUAUGGAGAAUUACUUACUGGAACUUUACGGUUGUCUGAAGAGGGAACCAUUUAUUACAAUAAUUUAACAUCUGAUCAACGAUCAUUGUUUAGAGACCGUUUAAGUGAAGAACUAGCCCAAAGUAUUCCUAUAGAUUCUUCAAGGCUAUCUUUUGGACGUGUUAAUUUUGAUCCAGACACUCCAAAAGGACAGCAAUUAUUUGAAUUGAAUAUCUUUGGUACAAAGGACCUAUUUCAACCGAAUAUAGAUCAGAUAAUGAAUGAUUUAAAUGUGUUGAUAAAAAAUAAAUAUAUUACUGUUCUUUCAAAACUUCUACAUACCAGUUAUAUUGAUGAAACAUAUCCGUUUACACUAAACUCAAACUUUUUCAAUGAAAUCAAAGAUAAAUGGUUUAUAUAUGUAUCAGUAUUUAUAGGUUCGAUCAUUCUUUUUUUCGUAGCAAAAGUUUUGACUAAAGAAAUGUCAAAUUAUUAUUUUAAUAAAUGGAUCUCCAAUAAAAAAUUUAUUGCUGCUGCUUUUAUUGCAAUGCUAGCAACCUCAGAUGUUGAAGUACUAUUGAUUUUAAAUUCUCAUUUUUGCGGCCUCGAAGUGUUUAAUGCCCCGUUUUCGAAAAAAGCAAGGGAAUUCAUAUUUAAGUCAAAGAUUUCAAUUAUUGUUCUUUAUACAAUACCAUGGGUAGUUAUUCAAUGUUAUAAUGGGAAUGAUAUAGGUGGGAGAGAAAACGAAAAUGAUAAGAAAAAUGUGAAUAAUAAUGAUGAUGUAG